Molecule: messenger RNA, 1101 nt
Organism: Folsomia candida
Lineage: Eukaryota; Metazoa; Arthropoda; Collembola; Entomobryomorpha; Isotomidae
Product: lactase-phlorizin hydrolase
Exons: 5
Coding region: 1-1101 (366 amino acids)
Biological process (GO): carbohydrate metabolic process
Molecular function (GO): beta-glucosidase activity
Source: RefSeq, a predicted model, not a curated record
AUGCUCUGUUUUGGGAAAGGAUUAAGUAUUUGGGACGAAUUCGUUCAUCGGAAGCCGUCACCAGAUCAUGACGGCACGACGGGAGAUGUUGCUUGCGACUCGUACCACAAAUAUCGGGAGGACGUCGCUCUACUAAAAUAUUUAGGGGCCGGGGUGUACCGCUUUAGUUUAUCCUGGAGCAGAAUCCUCCCCUCGGGCCGGGUAGAUUACAUAAACCCGGCGGGACUCAAGUAUUACAACGAUCUGAUUGAUAUCCUCAUUGAAAAUGGAAAUUUAGAAAUUACGCAAGCCCCGGGCUUUCGGAACCUCGAAGAGGCCAAAUGGUGCGUCCAUAACUCGCUGAGAUCUCACGCGAAGGCGUAUCGCCUCUACGACCAGGUAUUCCGCCCUCAUCAACAUGGAAAAGUUGGAAUGGCCGUCUUCUCACAGUGGUAUGAACCAAGGGAUCCCGCCAAUCAGAUGCACGUCAAGAUCGCCGAAUUUACCGUGCAGAUUACCUGGGGAGUUUUAGCAUCUCCAAUCUUUUUUGGAAAAUAUCCCGCCGAAUUUGACGAAUUUGUGGGGCUAGUGAGCAAAACAUUGGGCAGCGUGUCGACACCUUUGAAAUUCACGUUGGCCGAAGCGGCCGAACUGCGAGGCUCGUGGGAUUUUUGUGCCAUGACCCACUACACCACCAGUCUGGUUGAGCCUACUGCGAAAAACAACGCCUCGGCUGGAAUAUCGGCUCCACUCGGGAUUAUACUCGGCCACGAUCCCGCAUGGCCGAGUGGUGCGGCGGGAACCGUCGGCUGGGGGUUCUACGUCGUUCCGUGGGGUUUCAGAAAGAUGCUGAACUGGAUAAAAAGGCGGUAUGGAAAUCCAGAAAUAUACGUUUUGGAAAAUGGAUACCAAGGCAAGCCCGCGGAGGGCCUGGAAGAUCACCGGCAGGUGGAAUAUCAUCGUUCUUACAUUAACGAGAUGCUUAAGGCGGUGCGAAUUGAUGGUGUUAAUGUCCAAGUGUACGCGGCAUGGACGCUCAUGGACGACUUCGAGUGGGUAUGUAUGUUUGAACAAUUUUCAGGGAUUAGGGAUCUUCUUAAGGCCCUUGUUACACCGUCAUAG